Molecule: messenger RNA, 1869 nt
Organism: Fonsecaea erecta
Lineage: Eukaryota; Fungi; Ascomycota; Eurotiomycetes; Chaetothyriales; Herpotrichiellaceae
Exons: 4
Coding region: 1-1869 (622 amino acids)
Biological process (GO): DNA-templated transcription
Cellular component (GO): nucleus
Molecular function (GO): zinc ion binding; DNA binding
Source: RefSeq, a predicted model, not a curated record
AUGGGUGCCCUGCAUCAGGCCACCCCUGUUCCACCGACAUUGCAGGACAAUGUGUUCUCAACCCAAGAUCAGGAACGCCAGCGGAAAGAUCAUCAGCAGGACAUACGGGCCUUUGCCGAUACAGUUGGGUAUUUUCAAUACCAUCAAGGCGGGGAUAGUUAUGUCGGGAAUGUGCAUUGGCUGGCUAUUCUGUGGGGCAUUCCCGUACUGAAAGACGUGCUUCGGGCCAAUACUUCUCCAACUGACGAACAAGACGACCUAACUAACAAGGCAGCAGUGGAAGAGCCUGGCCCUCUCCUUGGAUAUUCUGAGAAAACCAACAGAGAAGAAAUUCUAAGGGCUAUCCCUUCGAAAGGUUUCGUUGAUACUUUGAUGGCUGUGUGUUUUGUCAACACCGACAAUGAAGCAAUGAUUGUUCACCCUCAGACAUUUCAAAUAGAGUACGACAGAUUUUGGGAGGAUCCGACGUCAGCGUCUACGAUAUGGAUUGGGUUGUUGUUUAGUUUAAUGUGCCUCGCAGCGCAGUAUCAACAAUUCUCUUCCGACGAGGAACGCCGAUUGCAAAUAGCCAAAUCUCAACCGGAAAAUCUCGUCCGGCUUUAUCGUCAAAAGGCUAUUCAGUGCUUGAUCCUGGGGAAAUAUUUCCAAGGUCCACGAUAUGCCGUGGAAACCCUCUUACUCUAUUUAUUCAUUGAAGCCUUGAGGGAAAAGGAGACCAAGAGUCUGCAGGGCCCUUGGGUCGUAUGGGGGACUCUAGUCCGAAUUGCCUUCCGAGCCGGCUAUCAUCGUGACGGAUCCCAUUUUCCAACGAUGUCCUGUUUCGAGGCUGAGAGGCGCCGCAGAGUCUGGACCAUGAUCUUUGGAUGGGACAUGUACCUCUCCAUCCAGUUCGGACUGCCGCGCAUGAUCAAUCUGCCGCUAUGCGACACUGCUGAUCCGAGGAAUCUCUUUGAAGACGAUCUUGACCAGGACAUGCUCGAAUUACCCCCUCCCAGGCCAGAUUCUUCCCGAACUGUACCGCAAUUUCACGUUGCCAAAAAUCAACUUCUGUCUGUCUUCGGACAGAUCAACGAUGUUACGAUGUCGGUCAAUCCCUCACCGUACGCCGAAGUCUUGAGGCUGGAAAAAGUACUUACAAGCACUUACGAAUCGAUUAUCCCUGUUUGGAAACCUCCACCCGAACCACAAAGCCUCUCAUCCCCGUCGCAAGCCCCUGCCACCAUUAGUGUGCGGUGCACUUUUCUCGCUUUCAUCUACCACAGAGCACAGAUUGUUUUGCACCGCAAAUACAUGUCUAUCGGCAGAACUCAUGAACAGUAUGCAUCCUCACGCAAAGUCUGCCUUGAGGCCGCCCUCACGAUCCUUCGACACCAGUGGGCUCUAUACCUCGAGACUCGAGUUGGUGGUCAGCUGUGUCGUCACGGCUGGAAAUUUCUGUCUUUACUUAUGCAGGAUUUCCUUUUCGCAACGGCAAUCCUCUGUGCUGAGCUCGGGGAGGAGAUAGCUCUGGCUGCUCCAAACCCUGCCAAUGCUGCUCGUAUAAUCAGCGACGCAGGCUUGCGAAAUCGCGUGUUUCAUGCACUCAGUUCAUCCUACAUCGUGUGGCUGCAAUCGAAUGACUCUGAAAGUUCCCAAGAGAUCAAAACCGUGAUCGCGGCGCUCAAGCACCUCCUGGACAAGGCAGAAGAAAUUGGAUUUGGUCAGGCAAAGAUACAAGACCCGACGCCGGCGGGUUGUAUUCCUGGUACAGGCACAGGUGAUGGGUCAGCAAGUGCAACUUCUAAGAAGCCAUGGCAAGCCCCUGGUCUUGAAGAAGACAGACCUAGGAGCGUGGAUGUCUAUUGGGGCCUUGGACACUUCCCCAUUUGA